Molecule: messenger RNA, 2356 nt
Organism: Brassica napus (rape)
Lineage: Eukaryota; Viridiplantae; Streptophyta; Magnoliopsida; Brassicales; Brassicaceae
Exons: 1
Coding region: 120-578 (152 amino acids)
Source: RefSeq, a predicted model, not a curated record
CUAAAAAAAAAAAAAGGAAACUGAAAAACCUAUAAAUAUCUCUCUACCUCUAAUACUAAACACGUGAUUCAUAGUUUAAAACUCUUACAUCAAUCAAUCUUUCAUUCAACAACAGUAUCAUGGUCUGGUUUGCGUAUUGUGACGAUGAACCCGACUCCUUCAUCUCCUUCAACCCAGUCUUCACCGACACGCAACACAACCUCACAAACCCUAACAUCGUCUUCGACUUCGUAUUGGUUUACAGGCGAGCCCCCGAACCGGACUCAGAUUCAGACGACACUCUUGAUGACCUCUGCGACUUAGAAACUCGAGUCUUUAGUGAAACCCUCGAGUUUGAUAGAGAGUGGCUCAUCGGUGGUGGCGAUAGGGAGCAGAUAAAAUCCAACGUCUUUCACAUUCUUGAGAUGAUCCAAGUCCCUUCUUACUCUGACAUUGUUCACACGUUAACUAUAGAUAUCUUGGAUUUAAAGAAACACGUGUCCGUGUCUAAUUCUCCCGAGAUUGAGAGGAUACGAGUCGAGAUUGAUACCAUUGUCCCUAGGUUUCCCGACGACGUCGAUAUGGAACUCGAGCUAUGAUGAGGUGGUUGUUGGUUGGGAACGACGACCAAGGCUGUUGUGCUAUGUUUCGAUUUUACUGUUUUAAAACGUUGUGUAAUUAAAAAUUAUUCGAUACAGUCUAUAUAUAUGUUGAUUUUCAUGUUGUUCCUUGUUUCUUUUUGUCGUUAUGAAUCAAUACAUUAAAAUGUUGGAAUGUUGGAAAAUUGUAAGAACAGAGGUUGCAGUAGAGUUAUUUGUGUCUUCUUAUAUAAUUAUGCUUUAGUGCUCUAUAUUUAGAAUCAUUAAUUCACUCAAUUAAGCAUUGAGUACUUAAUGGAUCAAGGUCAAAAUAAUAUAUAGCAAAUUAAUUGUUGCGUGGUUAAAGCACCACCUAAACUCAAAGCAUUUUAGUUGGAGGAUGCUAUCUGGAGCGGUGGCAGUGUGCCAACAUACACGACGUGUGGUUCAGCUACUGAAACUAUAUAUGUCAUGUGCAUGAUCCUCUGUUUCUUCCUCUGAUUCUUUCGAUAUUCUGUUCUCCUCUGUUUUUCAUCAAUGGAGGCGUCAUUGUUAUCAAUGAGAUCGUCUUCUUGCUCCUCCCCUGCAACUGGUUUCCUCCACCAUCGACGCGACCUAUCCAAACCUUCCUUCUCUGUCCGCUGCUCUCUUCCUCCCGCGAAGCCGCCACCACCUCUGUUCACGCCGUCAUGACCCUCGCAGGGUAUGAACCAAACCCAUUGCUCAAACUUAGCUUAAAGUCGAAACCUUUAUGAAAAGUUUGAACCUUUCCUCGUUGUUGUCGAUGCAGACAAGAGGACAGCAUUAUAUUCGGUCUGUUGGAGAGAGCCAAGUACUGUUACAACGCCGAUACUUACGAUCCAAAUGCUUUCGACAUGGAGGGAUUCAACGGCUCUUUGGUUGAGUACAUGCUCAAAGGCACCGAGAAGCUUCACGCUAAGGUACACAACAUAACCUCUUAAUAGGUUGUUACUCAAAAGUUAUAGAAAGAUUGAAUCUUUGGUUCUGUUACGGUGAUGAUUAAGGUAGGUAGGUACAAGAGCCCUGAUGAACAUCAUUUCUUCGCAGAUGAUUUGCCAGAGCCUAUCAUAAAUUGGCACCUUUUUGCAUCCUAAAUUGUGACCUUUCCCAAACAAUUUAUCUAACAAUUGUUUCUAUAAUCUAGAAUUUAGUAUGCAACCUUUUUUAACAACUAUUUUAUUUAAAUAAAACAUAAAGUUACAAUAAAAGUAUCUAGGUAAUAGAAAUACAACAUAAUGCAAAGUUCAAAUUAGAAAACAUUACAACUCAAAUUUAAGUUCUUCUGAACCAUCUAGCUUGAUAACUGAAUGUCAAUUUUGUUACUCUUAUAGUAUUUUUUCUUAGGGUGACCAUUAAGUUACUCACAACUCAACUUUAGUUAAUUUCCAAGUUUUUUCUUAGCAUUGAGAUAAAAGUAAGGAAAACAUGUGGAAAGAAGAUAAUUUAAGCGAAUAUAUGUACAACUGAUGAUUUGAUGAAAAGAAAUGAUCUACACAUAUGUUUCUUGUGAGUUGUGAACAAAAUAUAUAAAAUGUAACGUAAACAGAAUCAUCGGGAAUAUUUUCUUUCAAUAUUAUAUGAGAUUCUGAAAGAUUAUCUUGCUGUCGAUCGGUAUGGCUAGAAGAAAAUUUAGAAAAUAAUUAAAAUCACUUGCAAGAUCAUCAAUCCAGAUAAGCAAUAAUCUUAGUCAAAGCUUGAAUACCGAGUUAGGGGUGUUCAAUCCGGAUAUCGGUUCGGUUUCGGUUCGGUUUUUUUCGGUUUUCGGUAUUUCGGUUAGU